AUGACUUUGGCUAAUGUGAAUUCAGCUUUUUUCAAUUUCCCCAGUUUUGGUUCAGACACAAAGGACAUCACCUUCCAAGGCGAUGCCUUUGCAUCAAACGGUGUUCUACAGCUUACAAAUACUAUAAACGGUAGUGCCCUUCCCACCAGUGCCGGAAGAGCCUCUUAUGCUGCACCACUGCGCCUUUGGGAUGCCAAAAGAGGAGAACUUGCAGGGUUCACCACCACCUUCUCUUUUGUGGUGACACCAACUGGUGCAGGACCUUUUGGCGAUGGACUCUCUUUUUUCAUUGCACCUUUCCACUCUGACAUGCCCCAUGACUCAAGUGGUGGAUUCCUUGGACUCUUCAGUGCCGAUUCAGCUUUCAACGCGUUAAAAAACCAAAUAGUGGCUGUUGAGUUUGACUCCUUUGGGAAUAAAUGGGAUCCUGCAUCUGCACAUAUAGGUAUUGACAUAAACUCCAUUGCUUCAACCAAAACUGUACCCUGGCAGAAUGGAAAUUUCGAGAAAUUUAUAACAACGUAUGCCACUGUGAGUUAUGAACCUGUCAAAAAAAAAUUAACUGUAUUCAGUUACCCUCAUAGCCAGGAGAGUCUAAAAAAUGUUUCUUCCAGCAGCAUCUCGUUUGUGGUUGAUUUAAGGACUGUUCUUCCCGAAUGGGUUAGCGUUGGCUUCUCUGGUGCCACCGGACACCUGGUUGAGAUGAAGUUGGCAUAUCAGUUGAGGAAACGGCUUUUCAUCCACUGCUGGUUUAGAGUGGCUUUGCAGCUCAUCUUACUCUUUCUUGGUGCCUGUUCUGAAGAAAUAUUGCGCAACUAUGCAUUCAGCCUCAAGCUACAUUCAGCCAUUAUCAGCAACCUUGCACCGAGGCCUCCUCCUCCUCCUCCUGCAGUCAAGCUUACAGAAAAUCCUCAGCAGGUGGUGAUUGGCAACGGCAUGGUAUCCUUCAAUUUGUCAAAGCCCAAGGGAUAUAUCACUGGAAUAUAUACUGGAAUUAACAAUGUACUUGACCCUAAAAAUAAAGAAAAGGAUAGAGGUUACUUGGACGUUGUUUGGAACAAAAAAGGAAAAGCUGGGAAGUUUCAGAGAGUCGAUGGGAAAAAUUUCUCGGUCAUUGUAGCAAACGAGAAUAUAGUGGAGGUUUCAUUUUCAAGAAAAUGGACAGCUUCCAUGAAAGGCUCAAGUGUGCCCAUAAACAUAGACCAGAGGUAUAUUUUGCGAAGAGGCGAAUCCGGGUUUUAUUCAUACGCAAUAUUUGACAGAUCACCACGAUUACCUGCGGCGGAGGUUUAUCAAAUUAGGACUGUUUUCAAACUCAACAAAGCCAGGUUUAAGUACAUGGCCAUAUCCGAUGCAAGGCAAAGGAACAUGCCUUCUCAGAGAGAUAGAGACACGGGUCAACCCUUGGAAUAUCCUGAAGCUGUUCUCUUAUCCCAUCCACCUGACUUACAAUUUAAGGGAGAGGUAGAUGACAAAUACCAAUACUCAAGUGAGUACAAAGAUAGCUGUGUGCAUGGUUGGAUUGCGAAGGAUGAACCAGAAGGUUUUUGGGUGAUAACACCAAGUAAUGAGUUCCGCAGUGCUGGGCCUAUUAAGCAAGACUUGACCUCUCAUGUUGGUCCAACUACUCUUUCCAUGUUCACGAGCCCUCACUAUGGUGGCAAAGAUGUAACCAUGAAUUUUGGUGAAGGGGAGACUUACAAAAAAGUUCUUGGCCCCACUUUUGUUUAUCUUAACUCUGCUCCAAACAAAGCUCAGUUUCGGUCUCUGUGGUCAGAUGCUGUAAAGCAGUUAUCCAAUGAAGUCAGAAGAUGGCCUUAUGAUUUCGUUGGAUCAAAAGAUUUCCUUCCACUCAAUCAACGCGGAACAGUGUCAGGACGACUACUUGUCCAAGAUGGGGUAUGUAAAGCUCAACCUGCUCACAAUGCUUACGUUGGACUAGCUUUGCCUGGAGAUGCAGGAUCAUGGCAGAAAGAAUGCAAGGGUUAUCAAUUCUGGACUCAAUCUGACAGAGAUGGACACUUCUUCAUUAAAAAUAUUGUACCUGGGGGUUACAACUUGUAUGCAUGGGUUCCUGGCUUUAUUGGAGAUUAUAUAUAUCCAACUAAGAUUUCCAUCAAACCAGAUACCGAUCCAUUUAUGAUCAAUAGUCCAUAUUGUAUUUGCAAUCUCACACUCCAAGAACACCUUGCAUUUGCUAACUGCACUCCCCCAGCAUCAAAUUAUCUUGGUAGAAAUCCCUCUAAUGCUAACCUCGAGACGAUGUGCAAUAACCCUUCAAGCUUAAAUUGGGGAAACAUCAACUUGGACUCACUUGUAUAUAAUCCUCCAAGAAAUGGUCCGACACUAUGGGAAAUUGGGAUCCCUGAUCGCUCAGCUGCGGAAUUCUAUGUACCAGACCCUAACCCCGAGCUCCGGAACAAAUUAUACACGAACCUUGGCCCAGACAAGUUUAGGCAAUAUGGCUUGUGGGCACGUUACAAUGAGUUGUAUCCAAAAUCUGAUCUCAUUUAUACAGUUGGUGUUUCUGACUAUCAUAAGGAUUGGUUUUAUGCUCAAGCCCUCAGCAAGAAAGAGAUUUGUGCCAACCACAUGGCAGAUUCAUUUCCAGCUUCGAAAUAUCAUAAUGCGAGGAAACUACACACUGCAAUUGGCCCUUGCGGCUGCCACUUAUUCUAG
Molecule: messenger RNA, 2679 nt
Organism: Sphenostylis stenocarpa
Lineage: Eukaryota; Viridiplantae; Streptophyta; Magnoliopsida; Fabales; Fabaceae
Source: the annotation of a GenBank genome assembly